Molecule: messenger RNA, 441 nt
Organism: Orbilia oligospora ATCC 24927
Lineage: Eukaryota; Fungi; Ascomycota; Orbiliomycetes; Orbiliales; Orbiliaceae
Exons: 2
Coding region: 1-441 (146 amino acids)
Source: RefSeq, a predicted model, not a curated record
AUGGCGUUGACGGAUCUAGCACACGGAAGUGUGCCUGUGUUCAAGCCGGAUAUGGCUGCAAUUGCGAAUAGGAGCCUCAAUAUCCAUAUCAAACCCACCACCAAACACCUCGCCACAACCACAACCACAACCACAACCACAACCACAACCACAACCACAACCACAACGAUGCCUUGUAGAGCACACGCCUGGCCCCUCGAAGAGACCGAACGGUGUCUCGAGUACAUCGACCGUACUCACGAAGUAACUCUCGGCACGGAAGUCGCUUUCUCAAGAUGUGCAACGGAGUCUAGAUGGUGCCGUCGAAUCUCAGAACACCGAGAGACCGAAGCUCGCAGAGACAUAUUUAAAAGCUGGAAUUACAAAUUGGCUACCGGAACUCCUAUUAUCAAAAAGAUUAGAGAAAAUACAGCUGUGGAGAUCACAGUCUCUGCACAAUAA